AUGCGUCAUCACGCUGUCACUGCAGUCGUCGCCAUCGGCGCUGCGCUAGUCAGCGCCCAGGACUAUACUCCAAAGCACGAACAGGGACGAUGCGCAUUCCGCGGACAAUGCGGAAAGCAGAGCUUCUUUGGAAAGGAGCUGCCUUGUGUUGAUAAUGGCCUCGCCCAGGACCCCGAGGCUGAGCUUCGCAGCGAGCUAGUCGACCUCUGCGGUGAGGAAUGGCGCGAGGGACCAGUCUGCUGUACCCUACCACAGGUGAAAGCUCUCAAAUCCGAACUCGGCACCCCCAACACUCUGAUCGGAUCGUGCCCGGCAUGCAAACACAACUUCUUCAAUACGUUCUGCAAGUUUACUUGCUCUCCGGACCAGUCUCUCUUCGUCAACAUCACCAGUGCCGCCGAAAAGGGAGACAAGCUGCUGGUUACCGAGCUCGAUCACCUGGUCUCAGACGAAUACGGCGCUGGCUUCUACGACAGCUGUAAGGAAGUCAAAUUUGGCGGCGCCAACUCAAGGGCCAUGAACCUCAUCGGAGGCGGCGCAAAGGAGUACAAAGCUUUCCUCAAGUUCCUCGGAGACAAGAAGCCCUUUGCCGGAUCCCCAUUCCAGAUAAACUUUCCACGGACCUAUGACGACCCGGCAAUGGGACCCCUGGACAUGAAGCCCAAAAAGUGCAAUGACGAAGACCCGGCCUAUCGCUGUGUCUGUGUCGACUGCCCUGAAGUUUGCCCCGAUCUUCCCGAAGUCAAGGAGAACCGUUCAUGCCGAGUCGGCGCGCUACCGUGCGUUUCCUUUGCCUCCAUCUUCACUUACAGUGUGCUGCUCUUUGCUCUUGCUGCCCUCUUGUCCGGCCAUGUGGCAUGGAGAAAGUUUGCCAAGAGACGAGCUGAGCGAACCAGGCUUCUGCACGAGGCUUCUCAUAGCGAUGAUGAAGACGAAGGCGGCCCUGUUCAAUCUGAAGCGAUGCGCGAUCGCCCUGUAAAACGAUACUGGCUCAACGACCGGUGCGACAAGGCCUUUUACCAGCUUGGGCUGACCGCUGCAAGCGCGCCUGCUAUAACCAUCACCAUUUGCCUCGUUGUUGUGGCGAUACUGAGCGCUGGCUGGGUCCACUUUGACCUGGAAAAGGAACCUGCGCGACUUUGGGUCAGCCCAUCCUCUGCCGCGGCGCAAGAAAAGGCCUACUUCGAUGACAACUUUGGACCAUUCUACCGUGCCGAGCAGGCUUUUCUUGUCAACGACACAAUCACAAAUGGACCCUCCCCUGUUCUCAGCUACGAGACUCUUCAGUGGUGGGUUGGCGUUGAGAGAAGCAUUCAGAAUCUCGAAAGCCCUACCUAUGGCAAGUAUCUUCGGGAUCUCUGUUUCAAGCCGACAAACGACGCAUGCGUGGUUCAAUCUGUGUCGGCGUACUGGGAGGCCAAGGGUGGAUUUGGACGCAAUACUUGGCAGGAUGAGCUCCGCGCCUGCGCAAAGAGCCCUGUUGAAUGUCGUCCCGAGUUUGGGCAGCCCAUCGAACCCGAGAUGAUUUUGGGCGGCUAUGAUUCCGAUUUUGCGGAAGCCAAGGCAAUUACAGUCACCUGGGUAGUCAACAACUCUCCUGGAGGCACCGCUGAAUUUGCUCACGCCGUUGAUUGGGAGAACACCCUCCGCGACAAGCUUCUUGAAGUGCAAAAAGAGGCUGUCGAACGUGGCCUUCGUCUCUCUUUCAACACUGAAAUCAGUCUUGAACAGGAACUCAACAAGUCUACCAACACUGAUGCCAAGAUUGUCGUCAUCAGUUAUGUCGUCAUGUUCAUCUAUGCCUGCUUGGCCCUAGGCAUGCCUUUGAAGCACAUCUUCCGCAACCCUGCGGUGCUCCUGGUCGAAUCAAAGGUUACCCUCGGACUAGUCGGCAUUAUUAUUGUGCUCAUGUCCAUCUGCGCCUCUAUCGGCUUCUUUUCCUGGGUCGGAUUAAAGGCCACUCUGAUUAUUGUCGAAGUAAUUCCCUUUAUCGUGUUGGCAGUAGGCGUUGACAACAUUUUCCUCAUUGUCCACGAGUUGGAUAGAGUGAACUUGAGCUGCCCUGACCAGAUGGUUGAAGAGCGUGUCGCCCGAGCUCUCGGCAGAAUGGGCCCUUCCAUCUUGUUCUCUGCUCUGACGGAAACAGUGGCUUUCGCACUUGGAGCCGCUGUCGGCAUGCCUGCUGUUCGCAACUUUGCUGCAUACGCUGCUGGCGCUGUGUUGGUCAAUGCCAUCUUGCAAAUGACCAUGUUUGUGUCUUUCCUGACACUUAACCAGCUGCGUGUUGAGGACUAUCGCUGCGAGCUGUGGCCAUGGUGGCAAGUCAAGACGGCUAGAGUACACCUGAGCUCUGGCAACGGGUACACUACCGGCCGGGCGUCAGACAUUGACGAAGAAAGCAUGUUGCAAGUGUUUAUUAAAAACACUUACUCCACUGCCAUUCUUGCCAGAAAAGCCAAGGUCAUUAUCAUUACGAUAUUCCUUGGCAUGUUUGCUGCUGCGAUAGCGUUGCUACCCACCAUGGAAAUCGGCCUUGACCAGAGGGUUGCCAUUCCUGAUGGAUCCUAUUUGAUCCCGUACUUUAACGACAUGUACGCCUACUUUGGCGUCGGGCCCCCUGUGUACUUUGUCGCAAGAGAGAAUGUCGCGCAGAGAACUGAGCAGCAACAGCUGUGCUCACGCUUCACAUCUUGCCAGCAGCUCUCGAUGACAAACACCCUGGAAAUGGAGAGGCGUAGACCCAAUGUGUCGUACAUUGCCUCCCCCACUGCAAGCUGGAUCGACGACUUCUUCUUGUGGCUGAACCCGGCCUACGAGGCGUGCUGCAAAAAGGGCCAGUCUGCCUGCUUUGCGGACAGAGACCCUGCCUGGAAUAUUAGUCUUUCUGGCAUGCCCGAGGACGGCGAAUUUUUGAGCUAUCUCGACAAGUUCUUGAAGAGCGACGCCGACGAGGAGUGCCCGCUUGGAGGCAAGGCUGCCUAUGGACAAGCCGUGGUACUCGACCAAGCUGCCACUGGCAUCAAAGCCAGUCACUUCAGAACAUCGCACACACCACUUCGCAGCCAGAAAGACUUUAUCAACGCCUAUUCAUCCGCACGCCGCAUCGCGUCCGAUAUUUCUGAGCGAACAGGCGCCGACGUGUUCCCUUACAGCGUGUUUUACAUCUUCUUUGACCAGUACCUCACCAUUAUCCCCCUCACCGCCGGUCUCUUGUCCGCAGCCGUCGGCAUCAUAUUUGUCGUUGCUUCGGUCCUGCUCGGCUCCGUCGCCACGGCCGCCGUCGUGUCCGUGACCGUCAUUAUGAGCGUCGUGGACAUCAUGGGCGCCAUGGCCAUCUUUGGCGUGUCGCUCAACGCCGUCUCCCUCGUCAACCUCAUCAUCUGCGUCGGCAUCUCGGUGGAGUUUUGCGCCCACAUUGCGCGCGCCUUCAUGUUCCCCUCGCGAACCGUGCUCGAAAGCAACACCAACGCCCUACGGGGCAAGGAUGCACGCGCCUGGACGGCGCUUGUUAACGUUGGCGGCUCCGUCUUUUCCGGCAUUACCGUUACCAAGCUGCUUGGCGUCUUUGUCCUGGCCUUUACGCGCUCCAAGAUUUUUGAGAUUUACUAUUUCCGCGUGUGGCUUUCGCUCGUCGUCUUUGCGGCCCUGCAUGCGCUUGUGUUCCUGCCCGUGGCGCUGAGCAUUGCGGGAGGCAGCGGCUACGUCGACCCGGAGAGCGAGGGCACGGCAGCGCAGGACCUUACGGACCGGAGGUGGCGCGCAAUCCGUAUCGGUGACCAGAGCGACUCAGAGGACGAGUACUAA
Akanthomyces muscarius is the source of this 3804-nucleotide messenger RNA. RefSeq lists its product as uncharacterized. The coding region runs from base 1 to 3804 and encodes 1267 amino acids. The record is from RefSeq and is a predicted model, not a curated record. Gene Ontology annotation, cellular component: membrane. The transcript is spliced from 2 exons. NCBI's taxonomy places the organism in Eukaryota, Fungi, Ascomycota, Sordariomycetes, Hypocreales, Cordycipitaceae.